CGCAUUCAUCUCCACAAUGACAGGAGGACUAUCUCUCUCGCAUCACACGCUGGAAUGACUGGGUGAAACGAAAUGGGGAGGAUGAGUCUCGACUCCUCACACUAAAGGUUCCAAUCCUAGAUGUGAUUACAAGGUGGAAUAGCACAUACUUCAUGUUGGAGCGUGCUGAUGAAUAUCACAUGAUAUUCGAUGAUAUCUGCUUGAAUGUCCCAAUAUAUACAAGAUUCUCCAUAGAGCCUGCCGAAUGGGAAGCGGCACAAGUAAUUCUUGAUAUGCUCAAGGCUUUCCGUGAUGCAUCAGUGAUGAUGUCUGGCUCCCACUAUCCAACCCUCAGUCUCUCACUCUACAAUUUCCUUGCCCUCCUUGCUGUACUCGACACUGCACACAAAAGCGCUAUCGUCAAAAACUUUCCUAAUGUUAAAGCCGGGAUUGAUGCAGCAAAAGGAAAACUCAUCAAAUUCUUUGAUAAGUCCACAGCAGAGUCGGAGUAUUAUUAUUUUGCAGCAGUUCUUGACCCACGGUUCAAAGACCGCAUGUUCUCAGCCAAGACCACAUCGACAACAAAGAUGGACUCAACACUGGCAAAUCAAAAGUCUCGGGGGCUAAAAUUCAACCUUUCAAUCUUAGGCAUAUCUGCAAGUCAUGAAUCCAAGGAUGUGGAAAGUGCGGAGCUGGAAUUGAAGCGUUACCUGGCUGUUCCUGUUGCUGAUGUGGGGAUUGACCCACUCAUGUGGUGGCAUACCAACCAAAAUCUAUAUCCCCGCUGUGCACUAAUGGCCCGAAAAAUCUUGGCAAUACUGUCAGGGGACGCGUGUGCUCGCGCAAGAUGCUCCGAUAACCUAGUUGUGAUUAAAGCCGGGGGAAAGGGAUGUCCCCAUCUUAGGGUCAGCUAUAUACAUGUAGAGUCCGGCAAUAAGGAAACCAAAUGGAUUGCCGAUAGAAUCACGUGAUCAUAGAAUGUUCCAGAACAAUGCCGGAGAUGAUCCGGGUCACCGGGGCUUAGGUAAGCAGAGUAGACGGGAAUUACCGGCAUACUUCCCACGCGCAU
Cantharellus anzutake is the source of this 1048-nucleotide messenger RNA. RefSeq lists its product as uncharacterized. The transcript has 5 exons. The record is from RefSeq and is a predicted model, not a curated record. Bases 153 to 950 code for a protein of 265 amino acids. Lineage: Eukaryota; Fungi; Basidiomycota; Agaricomycetes; Cantharellales; Hydnaceae. Gene Ontology annotation, molecular function: protein dimerization activity.